AUGAUACAGGAUGGCCAAACAUCGAGACACAGUCCUGCAAUAUCCUUGAGUGACAGACAACACUUACCAUUUCUCAGCAAUAAUAUUUCAAUUGUGCUACUCGUCGUCGAAAAGAUACAACUGCAACUUAUCAGUCCUCCGAUAGAAAUUAAAGUUCAGUUUCCAGAUGUUCAGCCAAUAAUUAAAGGUGGAGGUCUUCCGGGACCCCACAAAAUUUUAGAGUUACAUUUCCAUUGGGGAGGUAACAGUCAAAGAGGUUCAGAGCAUACAAUAAAUGGAAAACAGUCUGCUAUAGAAGCCCAUUUUGUGUUUGUACCAACAAAGGAUGGACCAAAACAUUUUGCCGCAGUGGUUGGAGUAAUGGUGUAUGCUGGAAGUUACAAUCUAAAUUAUGAACAUAUUAUUUCGAAGCUAAAAGACGUAAAAAAUAUAGGUGGCAAGACAGUCCUGGACAUCUUUCCUAUCAAGGAUCUGUUCCCGGAAACCACUCGUUGUUGGUUCCGAUAUCGUGGAAGUUUAACCACACUACCAUGUACAGAGACAGUUAUAUGGACUGUGUUUGAGCAAAGCAUAUGUAUGUCAGAAGACCAGAUCAGUGAAUUCCGGAAGUUGAUGGGAGAACCAGAAGAAUUUACAGAAGGGAACAACAAUAUAGUUGAUACAUUUAGACCUGUGCAGCCAUUGUUACAACGCAAGGUUUCACUAAGCUGCCCUCGUAGAGGAAAGAACUAUCAUAAUUGA
Mytilus trossulus (common blue mussel) is the source of this 741-nucleotide messenger RNA. Its product is annotated as carbonic anhydrase 2-like. Bases 1 to 741 code for a protein of 246 amino acids. Gene Ontology annotation, molecular function: carbonate dehydratase activity; zinc ion binding. Lineage: Eukaryota; Metazoa; Mollusca; Bivalvia; Mytilida; Mytilidae. Gene Ontology annotation, cellular component: plasma membrane. The record is from RefSeq and is a predicted model, not a curated record. The transcript is spliced from 6 exons. Gene Ontology annotation, biological process: one-carbon metabolic process.